Messenger RNA from Echinostoma caproni, 1080 nucleotides. NCBI's taxonomy places the organism in Eukaryota, Metazoa, Platyhelminthes, Trematoda, Plagiorchiida, Echinostomatidae. The record is from the annotation of a GenBank genome assembly.
ACUGCCAGUGACACAGAUACAAACGAAGAUGACGAGCAAGAUGAGCUGACCUCGGCAGUGGUGGCUCGAUAUUUCGCCCUGGACGGCGAUGUUGAUGAUCAAGACGGUCACACAGGUUCCGGACGAAAGCGUGCAGCUUCGGGUCAGAAAUGGCGCGAGUUUCGUCCAUUGGAGCCAGCUUUCCCUACUGCUGGGAACACACCAGUUGGAGGCAGCAACUCUGUUCGGGAGUGGUUCACACUUCCGGCAGCUUCUUGUUUGGCAUUUACUCCGAACGCGGCCAGCCUGGUUCUGGUAACUAGGUCCACCGAUGAGUUAUGUGCGGUGGCGCUAGAUACCGGAAAAAAACGUUGGCGAUGCAAAUUGGAACAAGAUGGGGAUGCAUCUGUUUCUGCCCACGCAAUGGCCGUAUCCAAUCAACCGAUCGGCAAAUUGGGCUAUCUGAUCGCAAUCGGCUGUUCGGACGGUCGAGUUCGAAUACAUAGCUCGGAGGAUGGAAGACUUCUGUUUGUCUGUCCCUGUGUGUCUUCCAAAUCGGGACAUCCGCCAUUACCUGCCCGAUUGGCUUUCGCACCAGGACCAGAUUGCAAACUGGCCGUAAUCUAUACAAAUAAUCAGCUGACCGAGUGGUCACUCCUACCACAUUCGGAAGCGUCUCGACCGGAGGAGCAGAGAGCGGAUGAGAGCACAAUGGAGGAUCAAACGGCCGGAAAAACACUUCGAGGCACACUUAACCCUUGGUUAGCCCGAUUCUGGCGUGUAAUGGGCGAGGAAUUCAGUACAGCUUUUGGAUCGAUCCACUCGUUAGCCUAUUUGAAUGCGCAAACCUGGCUCAUGGCUUCGGAUCGUUACGUGAUUCAGUUGAAGAAAGGGUCCUACGCACCGGGUGGCAUUAAGAAACGUGUCUCAGAUGGUAGUAAGCCGGAACUGGACUCCUGUUUCUUGUUCACCUCGCAGUUUGAAUCAAUCCUCCAAGUUAAUGCACUGAAUGAACAUGAAUUGGCCCUAGUCUCUGUGCAUUCAGCCGCGAUCGCUCAACGGCUUACAGCUCCAUUGCAGCGCAAAUUUUUCGGUCUAUGA